AAAUUUCAAACUUGAGAACAAAUCAAACACUUGAAGUCAAGGCAUGGGAAGCCACGAUAUCAAGGCAUACCUAAGAAAGAGAAAACCAACCAUCCGUAUAAAUCAACACGAAGACGUCUUCAAAAUAGAGCGGUUGGAAUUUAGGAAAAGCAAAGCCCAGCCAUGGCCGAACAGCAGCGAAUCCACCCGGUCGACGUCGAGGCCCCAUCGCAGGCGGCGCCGCUUGUCCCGCCGGAGCUGUCGAGAUCCGACAAAGGCGACCCCGCCGUCGCCGGGCAGCACCCACCUCACCGCCGCACGAUACCGGUCGCUCACUCGAGACCCCCGAAAAGGCGACGCAGCUGCUGCUGCAAGUGCCUGUGCUGGACCAUACUCACCAUCAUCAUUCUCAUCGUCCUCGUCGCCGCCACCCUCGGCAUCCUCUACCUCAUCUUCGACCCUAAGCUCCCGAAAUACUCCGUCGACCGCCUCCGCGUCUCCACCUUCAGCGUCGACAACAACCUCACCGCGCAUGCAGGCUUCGACGUGACGGUGACCGCCGAGAACCCGAACAAGAAAAUCGGGAUAUACUACGAGGGUGGCUCGCACCUGAGCGUGUGGUACUCGGGUUUCAGCCUGUGCGAGGGGGAGUUCCCGGAGUUUUAUCAGGGGCACCGGAACACGACGGUGCUGACGGUGGUGCUCACUGGGGAGGCGCAGCUGGGGAGCACGGAGAUGACGGCGCUGCAGCAGCAGCAGCAGACGGGGAUGGUGCCGCUGAACUUCAAGGGGGACGUGCCGGUGAGGGUGAAGCUUGGGAGUCUCAAGCUGUGGAAGGUGACGUCCCGGGUGAGGUGCAGCCUUGUGGUGGAUAGCUUGACGGCCAACAACCAGAUUCAGAUCAGGUCCAGCAGCUGCAAGUUUAGGUUGAAGCUCUGAUGAGCUUUUGGGUUUUCUCAUUUCCUCUUCUUCUUACUCCUUUCUUUGCUAUUAUCGUUGUUAUGAUUCUCAGAUUUUAUCCGAGGAUUUCAUAUAUUUUCGUAGAAUUGGAGGUGAUGUAUGUUUGCAUUCUUUCUUUUGUCGAUUUAUUGAGCAUUUAAUACUAAUAGCAUGUUACAUGAACCUUUGUGGAGA
Messenger RNA from Phoenix dactylifera (date palm), 1113 nucleotides. The record is from RefSeq and is a predicted model, not a curated record. NCBI's taxonomy places the organism in Eukaryota, Viridiplantae, Streptophyta, Magnoliopsida, Arecales, Arecaceae.